Astyanax mexicanus (Mexican tetra) is the source of this 2362-nucleotide messenger RNA. It is a transcript of the gene tmtopsb, whose product is annotated as teleost multiple tissue opsin b. Gene Ontology annotation, cellular component: photoreceptor outer segment; membrane. Gene Ontology annotation, biological process: visual perception; G protein-coupled receptor signaling pathway. Bases 471 to 1691 code for a protein of 406 amino acids. The transcript has 4 exons. The record is from RefSeq and is a predicted model, not a curated record. Gene Ontology annotation, molecular function: G protein-coupled receptor activity. Lineage: Eukaryota; Metazoa; Chordata; Actinopteri; Characiformes; Acestrorhamphidae.
AUUCGUACUAAAAAGGCCGUGUAAAACUAAAUGAUAUUAGCAGUGAUUUAGGCGAAUGGAGACGUGUUUCUGAGGCUGCCUCCAUCCACGUCAGGUAGGCGGGGAGCGAUAAAAAGGCUGCAGGUCGAUGCGAGUGUGAGGGGCUUCAGCUGCCACACGGUGGAGCACCGAAUAAACCCCCACACCCCCAACUUCAGACCACUUUGCACUCAUUUGUAUGCUAAUAAACUUGAUUUAGUGACAAACUAAGUGUGUAAGAGUUGAAUGUGUGGGGAGAGAGAUGGGUGUUUGAGGGAAAUCUGCUGUUUUCCUCUAUUAAAAGUGUCUGUCAGGUUCGAGGGGGAACUUGAUGGAUCACUCCGCCGCUGAUCCGCUCAGCAAAGUGAAAAGUUAACUUAGAAAAGUAGAAAAACAAUAAGAACUCCAACACUAAAGCGCUAACCGGACUAUACACCGGGCGGCUCGCGGCGAUGCUCGAGUCCAACGUGAGCCUGAGCUGCGCGGGCUGCUCUGCCAGCGGCGGCGGCGGUGACGGGGGCGCGGGGCGCCUGGGGGGCUCGGCGGCGCCGCCCCACACCCUCAGCCCCACCGGCCACCUCGUGGUCGCCGUGUGCCUCGGCUUCAUCGGCACCUUCGGCUUCGUCAACAACGCGCUGGUCCUCGUGCUGUUCUGCCGCUACCGGCUGCUGCGCUCUCCCAUCAACUGCCUGCUCGUCAGCAUCUCUGUGAGCGACCUGCUGGUGUGUGUGCUCGGGACGCCGUUCAGCUUCGCCGCCAGCACGCGCGGACGAUGGCUGAUCGGCGGGGCUGGCUGCGUGUGGUACGGCUUCGUCAACUCCUUCCUGGGUAUCGUGUCUCUGAUCUCCCUGGCCGUGCUGUCCUAUGAGCGCUACUGCACAAUGAUGGGGGCCACACAGGCCGACUCCACCAACUACAGAAAAGUGAUCAUGGGAAUCACGUUCUCCUGGAUUUACUCCAUGAUCUGGACUCUGCCCCCGCUGUUCGGCUGGAGCCGCUAUGGCCCCGAGGGGCCGGGCACUACCUGCAGUGUGAACUGGGCUGCUAAGACAGCCAACAAUGUGUCUUACAUCAUCUGCCUCUUCUUCUUCUGCCUCAUCCUUCCCUUUUUUGUGAUCAUCUACAGCUAUGGGAAGCUUCUACAAGCCAUCAAGCAGGUGAGCAGGAUCAACACUGUGGUGAGUCGUAAGCGGGAGCAGCGUGUGCUCUUAUUGGUGAUCACCAUGGUGGUGUGUUACCUGUUGUGCUGGCUGCCCUACGGCAUCAUGGCCUUGGUGGCCACCUUCGGGCAUCCUGGCCUGGUCACUCCAGAAGCCAGCAUUGUUCCCUCAUUACUCGCCAAAUCCAGCACAGUCAUCAACCCAGUCAUCUACAUCUUCCUGAACAAACAGUUCUACAGAUGUUUCCGAGCCCUGCUGAUGUGUUCUACUCCAGAACGAGGUUCCAGUUACAAAAACUCAUCCAAGGGCACCAAGAUCCUCAGGAACAUGCGACGUGCCAAUGGACACAACGCCACCUUCGUGGUAGCCACAGCCGGCCACCCCACCGGCCUCGCUCUCGACAGCGUUAAGCCAAAGGACGGUUCAGAAGGUGAGGGUCAGUCACCCACAGCAGGCCCUGUUCCUGGAACAGUCAAGCCAACCGUUUCACUCGUGGCCUAUUACAACGGCUGAGCACGAAGAUCAAGCAAAGCUAGCCAACCUCGUAGAGCUGCAUUAGUGGAGAUGAAGAAGAGGUCAGUAAUCAGACCGUGGUUGCUGUGAGCAGUGAUCCAGUGGAGCUGCAGAUCUCAGAGAGCCAAGAAGAGCCUUCAGGAUGAGCGAAAGGAAGUGUAAAGACUGAGAGACGACAAAUCAGCCUGUGCUGUAGACGUGGGGUGUUGAAAUCAAGAGGAAACUGUCCCUUUUGACAUCAUGCCUUCUGUUGGAUACAUGUUAUACAUGUAUAGUGUAUUUCAGGGCCUGGCUGGCUGUUAUAAUGAUUGAUGUCAGUUUAUAUUUACUAAAAAUUCCAGCAAAACUCCAUUGCAAUAAUACACACAAUACAUAUUACAUGGCUUGUUUUUUUUUUUGAGCUGAUUUAUAUUAAUGACUGUUUGCAUCAUAUAGUUCACAGCUGAUUCACACACUCUCCAGUAUAUGCUCAUGAUAAAUCAGUUAUAAAUAUGCCUAAAAUCUGAAUAAUUAUAAAAUGUAAGGGUGUAAGGAAACACCACUAUAUUUUCAAAGUUGAAAAUUUUAAUCCUCAAGACUCCUUAGCUCCCAAACUAUACAGUCAUAUGAAAAAGUUUGGGCACCCCUAUUAAUCUUAAUCAUUUUUAGUUCUAAAUAUUUGGGUGUUUGCA